CCUUAACCCCACACUUCAAUCAUAAAUAAUCAGUCUUCUCCUGCACGAAAUCUCGAGUUUGUGUGAAGUGCAAAAACCAGCCAUGGGUUCCGAUGCUGAUAUGGAGGAUUAUGGUUUCGAGUACUCGGACGAGGAGCCUGAGGAACAGGAUGUUGAUAUUGAGAAUCAAUACUACAACUCCAAAGGCUUGGUUGAGACAGACCCGGAAGCAGCACUGGAAGGUUUUGGAGAGGUGGUUCGUAUGGAACCCGAGAAGGCUGAAUGGGGAUUUAAAGCUUUAAAACAGACUGUUAAGCUUUACUAUAAGCUUGGGAAAUACAAAGAAAUGAUGGAUGCUUACAGAGACAUGUUGACUUAUAUUAAAUCUGCAGUGACUAGAAAUUACAGCGAGAAAUGCAUAAAUAAUAUCAUGGAUUUUAUUUCUGGAUCUGCUGGUCAAAACUUUAGCCUUCUACAAGAGUUCUAUCAGACGACGUUGAAGGCCCUUGAAGAGGCGAAGAAUGAGAGACUAUGGUUUAAAACAAAUCUGAAGUUGUGCAAAAUAUGGUUUGACAUUGGCGAAUAUGGACGGAUGAGUAAGAUUCUGAAGGAGCUUCACAAAUCUUGUCAAAAAGAAGAUGGUUCUGACGAUCAGAAGAAAGGUACACAAUUGCUGGAAGUCUAUGCUAUUGAGAUCCAAAUGUACACCGAGACUAAAAACAACAAAAAGCUGAAGGAAUUAUAUCAAAAGGCAUUGACGGUGAAAUCUGCUAUACCUCAUCCGAGAAUCAUGGGGAUAAUUCGUGAGUGUGGUGGAAAAAUGCAUAUGGCUGAGCGGCAGUGGGCGGAGGCGGCUACAGAUUUCUUUGAAGCUUUCAAGAACUAUGAUGAAGCUGGGAAUCAGAGGCGCAUCCAGUGCUUAAAACUGAUAAUUUUUGGAUAUGCUGCCAUGGUGAACUCAAUUGAGUGGGGCUUAUGUGUCAGAUAUUUGGUGCUGGCAAAUAUGCUGAUGGAAUCCGAGGUCAACCCGUUUGAUGGUCAAGAAGCAAAGCCGUACAAAAAUGAUCCUGAGAUUCUGGCAAUGACAAACCUGAUUGCAGCUUAUCAGAGGAAUGAGAUUUUGGAAUUUGAGAAAAUACUUAAGAGUAACAGGAGGACUAUAAUGGAAGAUCCGUUUAUUCGAAACUACAUCGAAGAUCUUCUGAAGAAUGUGAGAACACAAGUGUUGCUCAAGCUCAUCAAGCCUUACACGAGAAUUCGGAUCCCCUUCAUAUCCAAG
Striga asiatica is the source of this 1258-nucleotide messenger RNA. NCBI's taxonomy places the organism in Eukaryota, Viridiplantae, Streptophyta, Magnoliopsida, Lamiales, Orobanchaceae. The record is from the annotation of a GenBank genome assembly.